Molecule: messenger RNA, 1545 nt
Organism: Penicillium nucicola
Lineage: Eukaryota; Fungi; Ascomycota; Eurotiomycetes; Eurotiales; Aspergillaceae
Product: glutathione synthase
Exons: 2
Coding region: 1-1545 (514 amino acids)
Biological process (GO): glutathione biosynthetic process
Cellular component (GO): cytosol
Molecular function (GO): glutathione synthase activity; glutathione binding; ATP binding
Source: RefSeq, a predicted model, not a curated record
AUGGCAGACUCGGUCUAUUCCAGCUAUCCGCCAGAUUUAUCGCCGGCUCAGCAAGACUUUCUUGUCACUGCUGUGAAAGAUUGGGCCAUCCAAAAUGGUCUCGCUGUUCGACCUUCGCCAGCAAUUGUACCUCCUGGUACAGACACAAACGGAGUGCUAGCUACGAAUGCACCGAUAACUCUGUUUCCCAGUCCUUUCCCAAGGGCCUGCUUCCAGGAGGCAACUGCAUUGCAAUCGAUCUAUAAUGAGCUUUAUGCCGCAAUCACUUGUAAUACAGAAUGGCUUGGGAAGAUCGUGGAGGGAUUGAUUGAGGUGGAUGACUUCGUUGCGAACUUGUGGAAGGUUCACCUGGCUGUUCAAAAAGAAGGCUAUGUGCAGAAUCUGUCAUUGGGACUUUUCCGGUCUGACUACAUGGCUCAUGUUGCGUCUACCGGUGCAUCAUCCCUGAAACAAGUGGAGUUUAACACAAUCUCGGCAUCCUUCGGAGGGCUUUCGGCCCUCGUGAGAGAAUUGCACAAUGAUCUCCUGACUGUGCCCCCAGGAUCAUCUAUCAAUUACCCUCCUCAUCAUCUUUUGCAAUCUAGCACACCCCCUGAGAACACGGCUGUUGAGACUCUUGCUGCUGGGCUAGCGGAGGCGCACAAGGCAUAUGGACCAUCAAAGUCCACACCAGCCCUCCCGGUUUGUGUUCUCUUUGUGGUUCAGAAAGAAGAACGGAACGUUUUCGAUCAACAUGCUAUUUCAAACCAACUCAAAAAGUUCCACAAAGUCCCCGUUUUCCGUGUGUCCAGCGUGGAUGUUUUGGAUCAAACUUCAGUCUCCAGCUCGAAUCCCUCUCGGCCAUUGCUUUAUCAACCUCCUCACUCACCUGGCUCGACUUUCGAAGUUACCACUGUUUAUCUUCGAGCUUACUAUGCACCAGACGAAUACAAGUCUAGCCGUGACUGGGAGGCUCGCACACACCUGGAACGUUCCGCAGCGAUCAAGUGUCCUUCCGUGCUCAACCAACUGGCUGGCUGCAAAAAGGUUCAACAAGUUCUGGCGGAACCGACGGGAGUCGACCACCUUUCAAGCUUCUUGAAGGGUGCUGACGCUUCGCUUAUCGAAAGAGUUCGGGAGACAUUUGCCCCGCAAUACGAUCUAUCACCCAAUAGCCGCGGUCGAGAACUGGCUCUCAAUCGAGACACUGCCAUGAAUCAUGUCCUCAAGCCUCAGCGUGAAGGCGGUGGUAACAACGUCUACAAGUCUGAUAUUCCAGAGUUCCUGCGGUCUAUGCCGGAGUCGGACUGGAGGGGCUGGGUACUCAUGGAGUUGAUCAAUCCGGCACCGAGUGCUCAGAACGUUGCGUUACGAAAUGAUGGCGAGGUUCUCCGAGGACAUGUCAUCUCCGAGCUUGGAGUGUAUGGUACCAUCCUCUGGGACAACAGCGGCAAGGUUCUUCACAACGAACAAGGCGGAUACCUGUUGAGAACCAAAGGAAAAGAGGUGAACGAGGGUGGCGUGGCUGCCGGAUUCUCUAGCCUGGACAGUGUUCUUCUUUUCUAG